AUGGCAGAAGGUCAUUUAAACCAUGUCCCUGAUCUUUCUGCUUUGGAUCCAUCAACUUCCAACGGAUAUCCCAUUGGAAGUCGUCCACCUUGGAGGAUAACUGUUGUACCCCCAGUCGAGGACUUGUCUGGGCCUCAAACCCAAAGUUACUAUAAUCGUAACUCUCAUCCUAGCAGCAAUGCUACUACCGCUGUGGUCAGCCCUCCAUCGCAAGGGUUGCUACCUGGACAAUAUAAUGUUAUCCGGCAAGUUGCUGCAGGCAUCCAAAGGCCUCCAGAAUCACAGGAUACUUCAACAGAUCCGAAUUUUCUGAGUCCACGCAGCCCAAGUGUGAUUACUUGGGAUUCCCGAACGAACAGCAGCACUUCCAUCACGGAAUGCCGCCGAGGUAGAGGCAGGAGGAGAAUGACGAGUGACGAAAAGGCUCAUCAGAGAGCUCUGAAGGCUGCGGGAGGAGCGUGCGACAGAUGUCGAAAGCGGAAAAAGAAGUGUCUCCACAAGGAAUCACAACUCCGAUUGGGAGACUCCGCCCAGGCUGAGGAUUCACUCAACGUCAAUAAUACCCAUAGAUCCGGCAUCCUUCAACCUCGAUCUAGAGCAGACGUCAGCAGGUCUCGCAGGGUGGUACCUGGUCCACAGCAGCUGCGCCAGCGCCAACCUCAUCACCAUCAGCGACAAAAUCAUUCACUCGUCCCUUCCAACGGUCGCUCAGCACCCAGUGAACUGAGCAUAUCCUCGCCCUCAGAAGGCGGUACUACAAACACCACCAUACUCAGCAUACAAUCUGACGCGACAUCGAUCUUCGAUGAUGAGAGGAAUCUGCCUCCCCGCCGCAGUGAAGAAGAGCAGUUCAGAAUGGAUACUAUAGGCUUAGGUCAACAGUUUGGUGAACGAUAUGACCAGUUCGUGGCCUGGAUUUUGAGCAAUCACGAGUAUCUAGAGCGGAAUGGCGACAGCUCUACUGAGCUGUAGGGGGCGGGGGCCAUCCUCCCUAACACACAUGUAGUGAAUAAUGACUCCUUCUGGUGCGUUCCGAUGGUCCACGGAGACUUGACGAGUUUGAGAGACUGUUUCUUUGUAGAUACUCGUCUUUCUUCGUCCUCGAAUCCGGGAGGGAUUAUAUGUCUCGAGAGGCAGUCCAAGUGAAGCAUAUGUUAGGCAUCGUGGUCACUAACAAUAGCAACUUGGUGCUGCGUCGGGUAUAUCCCAGAGACUUUAAUGAUUGAAAUGUUUUUCUGGCCCCUGAGGGGCCUUUUGUGGU
This is a messenger RNA of Talaromyces stipitatus ATCC 10500, 1261 nucleotides long. RefSeq lists its product as uncharacterized. Gene Ontology annotation, molecular function: zinc ion binding; DNA-binding transcription factor activity, RNA polymerase II-specific. The coding region runs from base 1 to 972 and encodes 323 amino acids. Gene Ontology annotation, biological process: regulation of DNA-templated transcription. The transcript is spliced from 3 exons. The record is from RefSeq and is a predicted model, not a curated record. Lineage: Eukaryota; Fungi; Ascomycota; Eurotiomycetes; Eurotiales; Trichocomaceae.